GAUGUAAGAGCUGCUGCCCUGCACCAAAAUCGCUUGCUAUGAUGUCAUCAUGCCAUGAGGGGGCAGCGUGGCAUCAUGAUUGCAGUGCCAUGAGGUCAUCACACUCUAAGAGUGGGAGCAGUGUGACAUCAUGGCUGCUGUGCUAUGAGGUCAUUAUGCCAGUAACAAGGCAGUGUGACAUCAUGGCUGCCGUGCUGUCAGGUUAUCGUGCCAUGCGGUGGCGACGUGACAUCAUGGCUGCCAUGCUGUGAGAUCAUGCUAAGGGGUGGCAGUGUGACAUUGUGGGUAUCAUGCUGUCAUGGUGCUGUGUGGCAUUGGGCAACACGCUGUGACUUGGCAUUGCCCUGCUACUCCACAAGGGCUGCUCCUGCUGCCUCGCUCCUGCGGCUCCAGCGCCCGCUGCUCCGGGUGUUCAGCACGGAGACGGACCCAGCCGCAUCAGCAGAGCCAGUCGCCUUUGACACCGAAUCACGCUUUAAGGAGAAACCCUGGGAAUAUCUAGAGACGGAAGAGUACAUCGAGAGAUACGGCAACAAGCCCGUCUGGUUCGGCUAUCGGCGUAACCACAAGGGACCCAUCCCCCCUCAGAAGACCCGCAAGACCUGUAUUAGAGGAAAGAAGAUUGCGGGGAACCCCUGCCCCAUCUGCCGAGACCAGAAACUCCACGUGGACUACAGGAACGUGAAGCUCCUGGAGCAGUUCAUCUGCUCCCACACGGGUGUCACCUUCCAUCCCACACGCACAGGUGUCUGCAUGAAGCAGCAUAAACGCUUGACCCAGGCGAUUGACCAAGCUCGUGACCAUGGACUCGUGAGCUUCCACAUCCCCUUGGUGACGCUGCAGGGCAAGGACUACACCAACCAGCACCAGGCUGUGACCAAGACGCCCCCCGCCCCCUCCCUGCAGAGCCAGGCACCUUGGUACCCCUGGUACGAGUGGCAGCAGCCGCCCGAAAAGGACAUUGCCAGGAUCCGCAGGAUAUACAAGGACUAUCUGAAGGAGGAGACCGGCCCGGCAUGAGGGCCCAGGGCAGGACUGGAUGGAGUGUCCUGGGGCAUGGGGGACGGGCAGCUCCUGGCGGAGCUCAGGCCUUCGGCCUCACCUGAUGAGCUGGCCCUAGUCCCAAUCCCUGCAGGGAUAGCGCUGAAGCUGCCCAGCUCCCGGCCAUGACUUGUCCAAACCUUCCGUGGGGAAUAAACUGGAAGAUGCUG
Mauremys mutica (yellowpond turtle) is the source of this 1211-nucleotide messenger RNA. It is a transcript of the gene MRPS18B, whose product is annotated as mitochondrial ribosomal protein S18B. The record is from RefSeq and is a predicted model, not a curated record. Gene Ontology annotation, molecular function: structural constituent of ribosome. Gene Ontology annotation, cellular component: ribosome; mitochondrion. Gene Ontology annotation, biological process: mitochondrial translation. Bases 256 to 1020 code for a protein of 254 amino acids. NCBI's taxonomy places the organism in Eukaryota, Metazoa, Chordata, Testudines, Geoemydidae. The transcript is spliced from 7 exons.